Molecule: messenger RNA, 411 nt
Organism: Podarcis lilfordi (Lilford's wall lizard)
Lineage: Eukaryota; Metazoa; Chordata; Lepidosauria; Squamata; Lacertidae
Source: the annotation of a GenBank genome assembly
AUGAAUGAAAUGACACAUUUAGUGGAGAGCCAACGGAAGCUUUCCUCCUCCUUGGGGUCCCAUCAAGACGUUCUCCCCUUUAUUUCAGCAGAUGAUAUGCAGGUAACUGAGAAUGAAGGAGAACAUUGUGCGAUGUUGUCAGCGGAGCCUGAGCACAAAGAGAUGAAUGAGAAUGUUAUACAGGGAACUCAGGUGGAAGAGAGACCCUAUCAUUGUAGCGAAUGUGGGAAAAGCUUCAAACGCAGGUCAAACCUUUAUGAACACCAAAGAGUUCACACAGGAGAGGCCCCCUAUUUAUGUAUGUGGUGUGGGAAAAGCUAUAAGACCAGCUCAUCCCUUAUGAGGCAUGAAGGAAGUCACACGGAGAGAAGCCCUAUAAAUGUGAAGAAUGUGGAAGAAGCUCGGUCAUAA